UGCUUAGGCUUUUGACAUAAAUCUUCUAGUUUGGUAUAUACUUUCUAAUUUCUAAAAAUUUAAGGUCUCAUAUCUCCCUAAAACUAAUAUACAUAACACAUAUAUAUAUAAGUAUAUAUAAAUAUCAAUUAAUGGGGAGGCAGCCAUGUUGCGACAAGCUUCUGGUGAAGAAGGGACCGUGGACGGCGGAGGAAGACAAGAAAUUGAUAAAUUUUAUAUUGAACAACGGCCACUGUUGCUGGAGGGCUUUGCCAAAGCUGGCCGGUCUCCGUCGCUGUGGGAAGAGCUGCCGUCUACGGUGGACCAAUUAUCUUCGACCUGACUUGAAGAGAGGUCUUCUCUCUGACGCCGAGGAACAGCUUGUCAUCGACCUUCAUGCUCUUCUCGGCAACAGAUGGUCCAAGAUCGCUGCAAGAUUACCAGGAAGAACAGACAACGAAAUAAAAAAUCAUUGGAAUACUCAUAUCAAGAAGAAGCUCCUUAAGAUGGAAAUCGAUCCUUUGACCCAUCAACCUUUAAACAAAGUACCUACCGAUAAAAAUUUCGCCGAUAUAUCUGAAACUUCAUCAAAAGCGGGCAAUGUAAAGAGAAGUGAUGAUAAAAUCAUAAAAGUCGAUGAGACGACAAAAAAUACCAUAGAUGAAAGUAGCACGAUCACUCAUCAAGAUAGUUCAAAAGAUGAUUAUGAGUUACUUGGUGAUAUUAUUCAUAACGAUGAAGAUUUAUUUAACAUUCUAUGGACCAACGAUGAACCCCCUCUACUCGAUGCAUCAUGGUGCAAUAAUAACGUCGGUGUUGUUGGAACAGUCGCAGACAAGAACAACAUUGCGGCCGGGGAAGAUUUCCCGACAUGGCCAUUAGAAGAAAAGAACGGUGACAGUUGGAUGUUUUUGGAUUAUUGUCAAGACUUUGGUGUUCAGGAUUUUGGGUACGAGUGUUACCAUGGUUUUGGUCAAAGCGUCAUGGAGACUGGCCACAUGGAUUAAUUAGCAUAUGCAAGAACGUAGCACAUGCAUGUACAGACAUAUAUAUGUAAAUAUGCAUACGCAUGCAUCAUAGUACGUAAGAUAAAAGUAAUGUAUGAAAAAUCAUGUAAAGCAGUAAAGAAGCACCAUGGUCUUCAAAAAGUACGUAUAAUAUUAGGGUAACGGUAAAAGUAUAAAUAGGGUUAUGGUUAAUGAAGAUCACUUAAGUGAGAGUUAUUCCUUUUCAA
Messenger RNA from Camelina sativa (false flax), 1213 nucleotides. It is a transcript of the gene MYB42, whose product is annotated as myb domain protein 42. Lineage: Eukaryota; Viridiplantae; Streptophyta; Magnoliopsida; Brassicales; Brassicaceae. The record is from RefSeq and is a predicted model, not a curated record.